Molecule: messenger RNA, 1748 nt
Organism: Sesamum indicum (sesame)
Lineage: Eukaryota; Viridiplantae; Streptophyta; Magnoliopsida; Lamiales; Pedaliaceae
Cellular component (GO): cytosol
Molecular function (GO): protein-folding chaperone binding
Source: RefSeq, a predicted model, not a curated record
UAAGCGCUUCCUGCUGGCAUGUCUGGUUCUCUCAAAUCUCACACUUAUUUUGGGAAAUAUCUCCAUUUUCUUGCACAUCCUUCAUUCUUGAAAAUCUCUCCUUACCUUUCCUUUCUCUCUCUCUCCACCCUUCUCUGCAACCCCUUUCUCUCUCUCUCCACUCUUCUCUGCAACCCCUUUCUCUCUCUCUCCUUCCCUCCUUGAUGGGAGAUGCUUCAAAGUCACAAACACCAAACUUUUACAGCGUUCUUGGGAUCCCAAAGUCUGCAUCCCCCUCUGAUAUUUGCAAAGCAUACAAAGCGCUGGUGAAGAAAUGGCACCCUGAUAGAAAUCCCACCAACAAAGCCGAAGCCAAAGCCAAGUUCAGUUCCAUCAAUGAGGCCUAUAGGGCUCUCAGCAUCAAGAAGAGAGAAGAAGGCAUGGAAUGCAAUGGAAAUCAUCACCCAAAAACACCCAAGAAGAAGAAGUCGUCGGCUGACCAUGAGAAAGAUAAAGAUGAUCGCAACGAUGAUGGUGAGGAACUCCAGAUUUCCAAACCGACGCUCCUCUCACGUACCACAAGCCAGAACAGCCCCCUAUCAAGUCCCAUGUUCUCCAGAAGUUCUAGCUAUAACACAACUCCACAUAUGGAUUUCUAUGCCUUUUAUCCAAAUACCUUGUCAGGAGCAAACUCACCAACGACCCCACGCACACCUACAGGCUCGGCCACUCUAUCAAAGAUAGGGAGCCGGCGCUGCGUAACCCCUAUUUUCUUUUCACAAUCUGCAGUUCGGAAAAAACCUCCCCCAGUGGAGAAGAAGCUCGAAUGCACCCUUGAGGAACUGUGCCAUGGAUGCGUCAAGAAGAUCAAGAUCACAAGGGAUGCCAUCUCUAGCUCAGGGCUAAUUGUUCAAGAAGAAGAGACAGUAAAAAUCAAAGUGAAGCCUGGAUGGAAAAAAGGGACAAAGAUCACAUUUGAAGGGAAGGGAGAUGAGAGACCAGGGACCUUUCCAGCUGAUGUAAUCUUCUCUAUUGAUGAGAAAAGCCAUCCGUUAUUUAAACGAGAAGGCGAUGAUUUGGAGCUGGGAGUUGAGGUUCCUCUGGUUCAGGCUCUCACAGGAUGCAGUCUGCCUGUCCCUUUACUGGGAGGAGGACAAAUAAACCUGUCAAUAGACGAUAUUAUAUAUCCUGGAUACGAGAAGAUCAUACCAGGACAGGGUAUGCCCAUGUCAAAAGAAGGUAAGAGAGGAGACCUUAGACUGAAGUUUCUGGUUGAGUUUCCGGCGGAAUUGAGUGAUGAUCAACGCUCAGAAGUAGUUAGCAUUUUAGCAGAAUGUUCUUGAUAAUUGGAUCUUCUGUUUUUCUUUUUCAUAGUUAAUGCCUGAAAGAGAAGAAAUUCAGACAGGGAGGCAGAGACAUGUAGAUGCCCUUUUAGAUUUUAGGUGGGUAGAUUCUGUAAAAUGGUGUAUAUACAUGCUUCCCCAGAAAGAAGUCUUCUUGUUCUUGAAGAGAAGAUCAAGUUCCUCCUAUACUCAUCAAAGAUGGAGUAUUCAACAAAAGAAACACAGAAGGCCACUUAUACAUGAUUUCACCAAAGAUUUCGUCAUAGCAUAAAAUUCAAAGGGACAAUCAACAUACAGUAAAAUCCACAUCACAUCACAUUUUUAUCAACUACUGUAUGUUACAGACCAUCCUCUUCUUCUUGGCCACCUCAAAUUAGCGUUAAGUUUAUAUAUAACAUAAGGUUUUCUUCAGUUUUCCCGCUAAAA